Caretta caretta (loggerhead turtle) is the source of this 1695-nucleotide messenger RNA. RefSeq names its product homeobox D8 (gene HOXD8). Gene Ontology annotation, molecular function: RNA polymerase II transcription regulatory region sequence-specific DNA binding; DNA-binding transcription factor activity, RNA polymerase II-specific. Gene Ontology annotation, cellular component: nucleus. The record is from RefSeq and is a predicted model, not a curated record. Gene Ontology annotation, biological process: regulation of transcription by RNA polymerase II. NCBI's taxonomy places the organism in Eukaryota, Metazoa, Chordata, Testudines, Cheloniidae.
CCUGCGCGUUGCACGUUAGCCCUACCAUUGAAUUUGGAAGAGGCACAUUAGCCCUUGGCAGAGCUGCCUGUUUAUGGCAGGCGUGGGUGUCUCUGUGUCUCAGGGCAGGCGUCUGGCCCGCAGCGCGCUCAGCCAUUGGAUCAACCCGCCCCGCAGUUAUCUGGGGCCGAUCUCGGCCUGCUCCGCGGGGUUUUAAAUAUGCGCUUUCCGAGCACACCCCGGGGGUGCAGGUGGCGGGGGCUAGGAGGGGGGUAUUUGCGCUGUGCCUCGGGAGCGGGACGUGCCAAGCCAGGCCGAGGCUCCCCCUGCCCGGGAGCGCGUGUGCGUGUGUGUGGGGCCGCGGUGUGUGCCUGAUAGGAAACCGUAAAAGCAGCGAGGCAGGUCAUUCGGGGAGCGAGUCCGUCCCAGCCCGGGCACCGCCGCCGCGCAGAGCAGCAGCCGGACGGCAGCGGCGCCGCCAGCAGUGCGGAGCGGAGCGGAGCGGGCCGGGGGCGGCCGCGGCAGCCCCUCCCGGGGCCUGGGCCCCCUGCGCCGCCGCCUGCUGCUGUGCUGGCCGCGGGCCCCCUCCCCCGGCCGCGGGCAGCGCCCAUGAGCUCCUACUUUGUCAACCCGCUGUACGCCAAGUACAAGGCGGCGGCGGCCGCGGCCGCGGCGGCGGCGGCGGCGGGCGAGCCCCUGGGCCCUGCGUACUACGACUGCCCUUUUGCGCCCGAGGUGAGCGGCCGCCACGCCGCCGCCGCCACCGCCCUGCUGUACGGGACCAGCGCGGCUGCCGCCGCGGGCUUCCAGCCGCACCCCGGGCCCGGCGGCGGGGGCCCAGACUAUUACCUGCCGGCCGGGGGGAGCCCCGCGGCUGCCUACCAGCCGCCUCCUCCCCCUGCUCCCGCGCCGCCUCCUCCUGCCCCCUGCGGCGGGAUUACCUGUCACGGGGAGCCCGCGAAAUUUUACGGAUACGAUAAUUUACAGAGACAGCAGCUUUUUACGACCCAGCAAGAGGCCGAGCUGGUACAAUAUCCUGACUGUAAAUCGUCCAGUGCUAAUAUUGGCGAGGAACCAGACCACUUAAAUCAGAGCUCGUCUCCCGCUCCAAUGUUCCCCUGGAUGAGACCGCAAGCAGCGCCUGGUAGGAGGAGAGGAAGACAAACAUACAGUCGUUUCCAGACGCUAGAGCUGGAAAAGGAAUUUCUGUUUAACCCUUAUCUGACAAGGAAGAGAAGGAUUGAGGUAUCCCACGCGCUAGGACUCACCGAGAGGCAGGUAAAGAUCUGGUUUCAGAACAGGAGGAUGAAAUGGAAAAAAGAAAACAACAAAGACAAAUUCCCAGCUUCCAGACAGGAGGGAAAGGAAGGGGAGGCCAAAAAGGAAGCACAUGAUCUGGAAGAAGACAGAGCUGAAGGCCAGACGAAUUAAGUUUUGCCUUUAAACAUUAAUAAAAGACUAUUGAAAAUAACGAUCCACGCAUGCUGGGAAACACGGCCGGUUUUCUUUGCUGUAAAGGUCCUUACUUGUGUUUCAGGCUAUCCUGUGUCUUUAGGCUUGACGUUUCUGUACUUUUGUUUUUUGUUUUGUUUUUACUGUAUCAGGCCCAAUCUCUAGAUCACUUAUUCUUAUUUACAUGGAAAUUUGAUACCGAAUAUGUAGCAAUAUAUUUUGAUUGUAAUUUUCCAAAGUUUAAAAGAUGGUGAUUACUGUCAG